UGGCGAUAAGGACGGUGUGUAAGUCUAUUUAUCGUUAAGCGAAAAUGGACGUGAAAACAGCUUUAAUGAAGUGCAAAACCUCUCUAGGAAGAUUUGUAAAUGUAUUGGCUCGAAUACCGUUCUUUUAUUUCCUCGAAAUUGUUUACAACUUCACAUCAAAAUCGGAUAACUCCACAUUUCUAGGAGCUGUUGGAUAUGCAGUUGGUCUUAUUGGUUUAUUUACAGAGCUUGAUCUUCUUUUGUCRUUUUAUGGAUGGCUUAUUCAAGUAGUCAUAGCUUUUAUUAUGUAUACUCUCGUUCAUGAAGUCAAAGGAACUUCACAACUUGCUAACGACCAAGCUGAACCUUCACCUGGWUAUUUUCAGUUGUUUGUGAGUGACAACCAUUUUUAUGGGCAAGUAAUUGCAGCUACAGGACUUACAGUUGCAGCUCAGGAGCAAUGGACAGAACUCAAUCCUGUCUGGAUUAUAACAUUAAUGCUUACGAUUCCUUUUGGUGUUGCCUUGRCGUUUAAAUCAAUACACAUUACAUCACUUUUAGCGCCUUAUAUUUGUUAUAUAUUUCUGUUCAUUUAUGCAUCAUACUUGUCGUACAAAGGUCUGAAACUUGCUGCUAAGUUUCUUAAAAGUACCAAAGAAGCAAGUGACAAUUUUUGGAGAAUGGUCGAUGGUUAUGGUUGGAUUCCUGUCUUUCAGUUCCACUGGAGAAGACUUGAAUUGUCAMGAGUAAUCAUGUUUUUAUGGUGGAUUAAGUUUGGAUUGAGAGUUUCACAACAAAAAGAACUCAACUGGUUCUUGACAUUUGCAAGUUUUGGCGAUACAUGUGCAGUAUUACCAAACCUGUUUGCAGCAAGCAUGGUUAUUUCUGAAAUAUCAUUUAGUAUUUUAUUAUUCAUUCAAAACAGUUUGCAAGGUAAUCAUGUUGACUUCAGUGAACCGUACCUUUUCCCUGGAUUUAAUGAAGGACUGGCUUUCUUCCUCUUAAACAUUCAAAUUGGAAUCAAUAAUGGAGGAACCGAGCACCGUUCGCUUGUAGUUAGYUUAGUUCUUUUUGUAACUUUAUCAUUGCUAGUGCAAGAUGUUCUGGAAAUUACUGAACCRGUAUUAGCUGUACUUGGUGCUACAUACACUGGUAAAAUGAACUCAAAACAUGUUAAAGUAUUUAUAGUAGUAGUGAGUUUAUUUAUAGUACCAGGCAGUCUAAUAUAUGUACUUUGUUCAACGUUCUCACCUGGAACAUGGCUGUUUAUCAUUCUAUCAAAUAGCGUUGUCACUAUGGUACAACUGGCUGGAUCACUUAGCAUCUUUUUGAUAUUUAUUGCUAAUGUACACUUUAGUUUUGGGUGGAGAGACUUAGAUGACUGUGUAUACUAUGUCAAUGCUAUAUCUAAAGUCUUYGAGUUCCUGGUUGCAGUUGUGGUGGUAUUCUACAGUGUGGUGUCUGCAUUAGCUGGAAAUUGGAGUGUUAUAGGUACUGCCAUUAUAUUUGUACAUGCUUACUUCAAUGUAUAUACUCGUGCYAUGGACGGCUGGAAUAACUUUUURCAAAGRCGAAGUUCCAUAAAGAGAAUCAAGUCUAUGCAAUCAGCCACAGAGGAACAACUUCAAGAACUCAAUGAUGUCUGCUCGAUAUGUUUUGACACUAUGAGGUCAGCMAAGAUCACCAAGUGCUAUCACUUCUUUCACAGCUACUGUCUGCGCAAGUGGUUGUAUGUUCAGCAGAAGUGUCCUCUUUGYCACAGAGAUAUUUUAACCGAGGAUUGACUAUUACCCAUAUUGCAGCAAAUAGCUGCAGUAGGAUAGCUAUAUCAAAAGGAGCUUCAAUUACUCUAAUGUAAACAGCACAGUAACAUUCAAAUGUUUAUUAAACAUAUAUGCAGAUCAAAGAAGAAAAAUCAUUCCUAGAAAUUAUUGUYGGAGUUGAUUGUAGUAUAAUAUAAUAUUGAAAUAAAAUGA
This is a messenger RNA of Exaiptasia diaphana, 1955 nucleotides long. RefSeq names its product RING finger protein 145. The record is from RefSeq and is a predicted model, not a curated record. Bases 45 to 1763 code for a protein of 572 amino acids. Gene Ontology annotation, cellular component: endomembrane system; endoplasmic reticulum. NCBI's taxonomy places the organism in Eukaryota, Metazoa, Cnidaria, Anthozoa, Actiniaria, Aiptasiidae. Gene Ontology annotation, molecular function: ubiquitin protein ligase activity. The transcript is spliced from 3 exons.